UAGGCAAUUUUGCUUGUUUCAUCCAAUUUUCAUCUAAAAUCAUUCAAAGCACAAUCAGGGAAUCAUCGAAGUCAUAAAGCCCCACCCAGCGCACUCCUCUUGCGCUCCUUUUUUCGCGAUUCUGCGCUGUGACUUUUGUCUAUGCAAGAUCCCGAUCCACCGCUUCCUCAGCAGCACUUUCAUUUGGUAGAAUCAUCCGAACCACUCCACUUGCCAUCGCCCAACGACGAGCCACCGCCAGUUGCACCGAAAAUCACCAUUAAGCUCCCUCCAAUGAAUCUGCGUCGUUCAACCAGAAACGGUGGAUCCUCCCAAUCCAGUUCAGAGUACCUCGCAAGUGAGAAGUCCAUGAUGGAUGAGGAUGACCACCCACCAGUCUCGGCGGAUUCACCAGAGUCUCCUCCCCCUGCUACCUUCGUCAAGUCCCAGAGAGGUCGCACAGUCAAGCUAACCAAAUAUAACGAGUCGAGCGACGACGAUGUCAACAAGAUAUUUCGAGAUGAUGACGAUGUCGAACUCGUCGAUUCACAUAUUGACGCGAUGGAUGGUGAUGACGAAGAUGAUGAUCAACCACGUCGAAAAACGCGCUCUUCUAGUAAACGAAGUUCCAUCACUAAUGAUGACAUAACAAGCAAUCGUCGUGUCCUUCGCAAUAGGAACAAGAACCCCCCACCUCCCCCUACGACUUCUAGUGGACGCGUUACUCGUCAACCCAAGCGCUAUGACCCCCAUAAUAACCCUGCCAAGAGAUUGACGCGUGCACAGAGUAAAGCUGCUGCCGAAAUGGACGAUGGCUACAUCGACGAGCCAUCGGACGGCUCCGCUGAUGCGGAUGGCUCUCUUGAUGAUGCACCACGCACAUCCUCAGAUAACGACCUCGAUGCCGAAGGCGAGGUGGAUUUGGAUGGCGAGGUAGAGCAUGAGCAUCAGGGAUUGCAGCCGAAUGGUCGGCCGUACUCACUACGACAGCGUGCCAGAAUCAACUAUGCCAUUCCACCAGCGCUGGAGGAGAUGAAACAAGCCAAACCGCGUCAGGCUGGUGGCCGAGGUGGUGGUAAUCGAAAGCGUGGUCCAGGAUGGAGUGCUUCUGGUGCUGAAUUGAGCAGGUGGAUGGGUAUGGCCCCAGCAGAUGAUUCGGAUUCCGACUUUCCAACUCGAACACCCCGUAAACCUUUUGGAGGUGCCGGGGUUUUUGGUGCCGGAGGCCCUAUUUCCGCAGGUGGCGCCGGUCUACUACCAGGCGACCUUGCUGCUGCUGCUGGCACCCCUUCAAACCUGGGUAAAAUUGGUGAUGCAGCAUUGGCUGACGCAGACCCAUUGGGAGUGAAUACCAAUGUCACCUUCGAUGAAGUCGGUGGCUUGGAUGAUCACAUCCAUUCUUUGAAGGAAAUGACUAUCCUCCCACUAUUGUAUCCAGAAGUCUUUCAGCAAUUCAAUCUAACACCUCCUCGUGGAGUGCUAUUCCACGGUCCUCCUGGUACAGGAAAAACGCUCCUUGCCCGUGCUCUUGCCGCGAGCUGUCGGGCUAAUGGCAAGGGAGUCUCCUUCUUCAUGCGCAAGGGCGCCGACUGCCUGUCGAAAUGGGUCGGUGAGGCUGAACGCCAACUUCGUCUUCUGUUCGAGGAAGCACGUAACUGCCAACCGAGUAUCAUCUUCUUUGAUGAAAUUGAUGGAUUGGCACCCGUCCGGUCAUCGAAGCAGGAUCAGAUACAUGCUUCGAUCGUUUCAACGCUUCUUGCGCUGAUGGACGGUAUGGAUGGACGAGGUCAGGUGAUAGUCAUAGGCGCCACCAACCGUCCAGAUGCCAUCGACCCUGCGCUACGAAGACCUGGUCGAUUUGACAGGGAAUUUUACUUUCCCCUUCCAUCUCUCGAGGCUCGUGAACGUAUUUUGACGAUCAUGACCAAGGACUGGGAGGGCUGGCAGGGUGAGGAAGGUGCUGAGAAUAUCAAGGGACUUGCAAAGUUCACGAAGGGCUACGGUGGUGCUGAUCUUCGGGCUUUGUGCACGGAGGCAGCCUUGAAUGCUAUUCAACGGCGAUAUCCUCAAAUAUACCAGUCCAGUGACCGACUUCUCCUCAAGCCUGAGACUAUCGGCGUCACAUUCAGAGACUUCAUGAUCUCCAUCAAAAAGCUCGUCCCAUCAUCUGCACGCUCAUCGUCCUCAUCCGCAUCACCUCUCCCGACCCAGCUUGUUCCUUUGCUUUCGGAUACCUUAGAAAAGGUGAAAGAUGCUAUCAACAGGGUACUUCCUGUUAGCAAGAAGCGCACUGCUUUGGAAGAAGCUAUGUGGGAAGAUGAUAGUGAGGCAAAUGCCCUCGAUAGGGAACUAUUCAUCCAAUCGAUGGAGACCUUACGGGUCUAUCGACCACGACUUGUGCUCCAUGGGUCUGCUGGUAUGGGACAAGGCUAUUUAGGAGCCGCCGCCCUCCAUCAUUUGGAGGGAUAUCAUGUUCAAACUCUCGAUCUGGGGACACUUAUGGGUGAUUCAACACGGACUGUGGAAGCCGCUGUAGUUCAACUAUUUGUCGAGGCUAAAAGACACCAGCCCUCGGUUAUCUACCUUCCUUCUCUCGAUGGGUGGUCAGCAGCAGUUUCCGAGACUGCACGAUCCACUGUCAGGUCCAUGCUUGAUUCGCUUGCACCUACGGACCCCGUCCUCGUACUUGCCAUUGUAGACGGUCCAUUUUCCUCACUACCCCGUGACGUCCGUUCGUGGUUUGGUAUGACCCGCGAGAAUCGCCUCACACUACCGAGUCCCACCGAAGCCCAGCGAGAAGCGUUCUUCUCGAGUAUCAUCGCGGACAUCCGUCGACCGCCGAAUCAGUUCGCAGAUGGCAUCAAACGACGAAAACGAAUUCUUGAGGAGUUACCGAUUGCGCCUCCGCUUGAGCCCCGUCAACCGACGGCUGCUGAACUUGCCAUUCAGGAAGAGAAUGACCAGCGUGUCAUCACGCUACUGAAGUACCGACUCGGCCCUAUACUGACGGAGCUGAAACGCAAGUUCAAACGAUUUACCAAGAAAGCUAGGGAGGAGUAUGACUUCGAUCCAAUUCCUGUGGUCAAUGAAGUGGAAAUCGUUGCUACCACUACCACCAUAGCCAUACAAGGCGAAAACGAUGUAAUCGACAUUUGUGAGCAGGUCACCCAGGAGCAGCCAAACGGCAUCAUCAACGGCAUCCAUCCUGAUCCUCAGCCAAUCGAACAUCCAGAGCCAGAGCUACAACCUCAACCACAACCGCUGCCACAGGAACCACAACUAUUCGACAUGGACCUCGAGAGGAUGCACGUUGACUUGUACAAGGGCAAGUACCUCACUCCGCACGAUUUCCUAGAGGACAUCAACAAGAUUGUUUUCAACGCCGCGGCCCGUGUGUAUCAGGAUCCUAAUGGUGACCGGCUGUUUAAAGCACAAGCUAUGUUGACCGCAGCCGAAGUCAGCAUCCAAGACUUCGAUCAUCAGUUCAAGCAUGAGUGUCAACGGAUGGCUGAGCGGGAGCGGAAAAGAAGGGAGGAACACAAGAAGGCGAAAGGGAAGGGCCGGGCCGGAGAAGACGCUCAGAACGGCGCGGCAGCGCCUCGCAGGAGUGCUCGCCACAACGGCCAGCAACUUGAGAUCACUAUCACGGAUCCGUUACAAUUAGAGAGGCGUCUGAAAAGGGCACGUUCGGAUGAGCGUCACAGCGGUUCUCCUGAAUCAGGUGACGAUAAGGUAGAAGAACCCAGCACCCCUCGGAACUCGAAACGUCAGCGGACGAUAAUGAGCGAUGAUGAUCACGACCCGAUGGACAUCAUCGGUGCAUCUCGCGCUCAGAAUAGAGCUUCGGCUGUGCGCUUUGCAAAUGACGUUCAGCCGCCGCAUCCUGAUAGUGACACGUUGCCCGUUUAUGGUGCACCUACUGUACCUGCUGUCGAUGGUCUGCCAAGCUCAAAUGCGAUGGCCGUCGACUCUCCUUCCCCGCGCAAACCGCCUGGCUUUGACCCUAUGCUCUUAAACCCGAUGUCCCCUGACAUGGGGUUCCCAGCAACUUCGAUAUCACACAUCCUAAAUGGUGCAGGACCAUCUACAGUGCCCAUGCAAGAUGGAGUGCCCGCGCAAGAUGGAUAUACUCCUCCUCUUCCCUUGUUGUCCCCAUCAAUGGGAGUCGCGCUUUUAAAUCCAUUACUACCGCCUCCCCGCACACCCUCUCCACCAGCCACUCGAUCAUUUACUCCCACUGCUGAUGUUGUGCAAGAGCAACCCAUGGUGGUCGUACCCCCAGUCGAAAUAGAAAGACCUCCUACUCCUUUGCCAGACUUCCACGUCGACGAACAUCUGCUUUCGACUCUUCAAUACGACCUAUGUUCCAGAACCGCGCAGCUUUCCGUCGAGCUUCUCGAACAGCUUCGUGCAGCAGUGCUCGGGUGCAUCUGGAGACAUCGUACUGACUGGGAUCGUGACGAGCUCAUAAAAGAGAUGAAAGACACUCUCAAGGAAUUUUUGGAUGACUUUGCUGCUGGGGGCGAUGAUCCUGACUCGCCUUGAGGCAUGGAGUGUGUUAAUUUGGGUCCUGGGGUCGAUUUGAUAUGAUAGAUUAUUGUUUUUAUUUCGCAGUUUUAUGUAUCUUAUCAUCGUUAGUACUUGUAGUUUUUGCAAUCCCUCUUGCGUGGAAUCGAUUUUACGGUACGCCGUCAACUACGAAGUUCUUGCUAAUCCCGC
This is a messenger RNA of Suillus clintonianus, 4698 nucleotides long. Its product is annotated as AAA-domain-containing protein. The coding region runs from base 142 to 4524 and encodes 1460 amino acids. Gene Ontology annotation, cellular component: nucleus. Lineage: Eukaryota; Fungi; Basidiomycota; Agaricomycetes; Boletales; Suillaceae. The transcript has 10 exons. Gene Ontology annotation, molecular function: ATP binding; chromatin binding; ATP hydrolysis activity. Gene Ontology annotation, biological process: positive regulation of transcription by RNA polymerase II. The record is from RefSeq and is a predicted model, not a curated record.